Messenger RNA from Cladocopium goreaui, 4531 nucleotides. The record is from the annotation of a GenBank genome assembly. NCBI's taxonomy places the organism in Eukaryota, Dinophyceae, Suessiales, Symbiodiniaceae.
AGUAGCUAGAUAGGAAGGCAGGCCCUGCGAGGCACAGUUGGCCAUGGACUCGCUCCUGGCUGCAGGGCCAUUGCAGGAGGUGGACAGCCAAGACCGGUGCGAUUGCAGCGUCAGCCCGCUGCGAAGGUGGCGAGAAGUCGAAUUGAAUUCACCGGUGAAGCCUGGUGAGCGUAGCGGCGCGUCCAGUGUAAUUUACCAGGAUGCGCUGUACGUCUUUGGUGGCUACGGCGGAAGCGGUCGAUUAGACGACAUCUUCCGCUUUGACUUCCCGUCCAGGUGUUGGACGCGGUUAGAGGUCCAGGGUGCUGUUCCGGCUGGGCGCGAGAACAAUGGUGCCGUGGUUCAUGGGAAUAAGAUGUAUUUGUUUGGAGGCUACAGUGGCUUCACCUGGUUGAACGACUUCCAUAGCUUCAACUUUGACAGCAGUACCUGGCAGGCCGUACCGUCGGGGCACAAGGGCAGUGUUCCCUCCACCCGCUUUGGCUACGUCUCUGCCGUGCAUGGUGAUUUUAUGUACGUCUUUGGGGGCUACGACGGCUCGGCGUGGUUGAACGACAUGUUCGACUUCGACUUCGAGCGUGGCGCGUGGUUCUCGACGCAGGUUCAAGGUUUCAUCCCUUCCGGCAGGAGUUGUCCCAGCUGGGCGACCCAUAACGGAUCGGUCUACCUCUUCGGCGGCUACGACGGGGUGCAUCGGAUGAACGAUUUCCACCAGUUCCGGAUGGCCUCGAGGACCUGGUCCUCGGUCAGAUCCGCUGGACAGGUGCCAUCGCCCCGGUACUUUCACGCCAGUGUCGUCUAUGGAAAUUCGUUGUUCCUCUUCGGAGGAUACAGUGGACAGGAGAGGCUGAACGACCUCUAUGAAUUUCGGUUCGACUGCCAUACUUGGUUUGUGCUAAGCACGGAAGACCCGCCGAGCGGCAGAUCGUCCCUCGUUGCAGAGGUCUUCAACAAUUCGCUGUAUGUCUUCGGUGGAUACAAUGGCAGUAUCGUGUUGAACGACUUCUACGAGUUCCGCUUUGAGCCGGUCAGCGUUCCGCCUAGCAACCUCGUGGAUGAUUUGCGAAAACUCAUCAACAACCCUGCCUUUUCGGACGUCACGUUCAUUGUGGAGAACCAGUCCGUCUACGCGACGCGUGCCCACUUGGCGGCGCGCUCUGAACACUUCAGGGCUUUGUUCUACGGUGGGAUGCGCGAGUCGCAGUCAGACGCUGGAGAACAGAUUGUGCUGCAAGAUUUGGCACAUCCUGUGUUCCUCUUGCUGCUGGAGUAUAUCUACACAGACCAGGUGGGCGAUAUCUCAUCCGACCUGGCCGUACACCUGCUCAUUGCAGCGGAACGCUUUCUACUGGACCGACUAAAGGCAGUUCUUCCGGACCCCACGGCCACUCGAGUCUGGUUGGUCUUCCAGAACCAUGGUGAAGCCUUCCUGAUGCGGGAGGGCUAUGAGCCUGGCUGCUGGGAACUUCAUUGCAAAGAGAUGCCGGCAGGAGAGCCCUACGCCUUUCUGGCGGAAUGGGUGCAAGAGUUUCGACAUUGUGGCCAGUCUUCAUGUUUCGGCAUCCCUCACCCUGACGCCAUUGAGGUUGGCCUGGUCUCUUGGGACCUUCCCAGCACCGACCAAGCAGCUGUGGAGACGGGGGAAGAUGCGGAGACUGCUCGCGGGGCGGCCGAAGCAGAAUCGCCGAAGGAGCAGACAGAAGCCGAACAGCUUGGAUUGGCGGAGUUUCGCCUGGAGGCCGUGGACAAUCACCAUUUCUACUCGGUCACCGAUGGCAGCGGGGUGCGACUGAGUCUCUUGGUGGCUCCUCGGGUGGAUAUCAUCGGGGCGCAGGUCGCUUCCACGGACGGUGAUUGGGGCCCUUUGAGUUUGCGGAAGGUGAAGCAGGCCACGUCGCCGGUCCACGGAGUUGCGUCGGACACACCUUUCGAGCCGGGCAAAUGGCUGGGCGAUGCGCCGGAUUUCAGCAUCGACGGUUCGUCGGACUUCAUCCUGCGCGUGCAUCGGCGAGAUUGGCGAGCUGAUCCUUACGCACAUGGCCUUCAAGCAGAGGAGGGAUAUGGCUGGACGGGGUCACUCGGCGCUGAGGGAGUAGAAGCCCCUCCAGGUCCUUGUCUGUGGAGCCGAAAAACGGCUUCAGAGCUGCAAGCUCCGCCCGUCUUUCAACGCUGCGCCGAUCGGGAAUUGGUCCUCUACGAACUGCACCUCGGCAGCUUCACUGGCACCGGCACCUUGCGCGACGCCGCGGAGCGGCUGGUCCACGUGCGCGACCUGGGUUGUACCGCCAUCUCUGUGAUGCCCAUUCAUCAAGAUGCGCGACGGAAAUGCACUGGCGAGGUUGAUCGUUGGGGCUACGACGUGAUCUCCUUCAUGGCGGUGGACAGCCUCUACGGGAGCCUGGAGGACUUGGUGCACUUCGUGCAGAAGGCGCAUACGCUGGGAAUGGCUGUCUUCAUCGAUUUCGUUUGCAAUCACAUGAUGUGGGGAGCGCCGCACUUGUACGGACCCCAAAUGUUCUUGACAGAGGAGACUGUGUGGGGGCCACGGCCCGACUUUUCAAAGCCUCAGGUCCAACGUUACAUCUUGGCCGCCGCUGAGCUGUUGUUGCAGCGCAUUGGCGUGGACGGUCUUCGCGUGGACUCCACGAAAUCCAUCCGGAAGUAUCCCUCGGGUGACCAAGACAGCUUUGGAGCGUCUUUGCUGUCCGAGUUGGUGGCGCUCUGCAGGCAGCAGGGGAAGUUGGCCAUUGCCGAGGACCUUGAAGAUGGCGAUGGACUGUUGCAGUGGGGUGGAAUUGGUUUCCAUCUGCAAUGGGACAUGGCCCUUUUCUGCUGGAUCUAUGAUGCCCUGGUGAGUCCCUUAGAUGAGUUCCGCAAGGUGCACAUGGUGGUGAAGGGUCUGGUCGGUUUGGCGCCGGGGCGUGGUCAUGCUUUGCGCGGCAGGGUGGUCUUCAUGGAAAGUCACGAUACCGCUGCCUGUGAUCGCUAUGGUCGUGUCCCCGCAGCGGUGCACAAUGGCAAGUCCUUCCUACCUGAGGGUGUUGAGGAAGCUGGCGACGCCUUUCAGCAAGUCGGAAAUGCUAUGCCUUAUCCCGAUGAAGAAGAGGUGGCACAGAACCCCUAUGCUGCACGUCGGACAGCUCUAGGCCUUGUCUUAGUGAUGACGGCUCCAGGAAUUCCCAUGCUGCUGCAGGGACAGGAGGUCUGCGAAAGUCGACCUUUCCAGUGGCCUCACGGCCCUGCCCUGGACUGGAAGAGGGUGAAAAACGCCAAGGGAGAUGCUGCCACCUGGCUUCAACUGUGCCGAGAUCUCAUUGCCCUCCGGACGGGCAAGGGACAGCGAGCCACCUGCGAACUGGGUGGCUCACCUUUGCAAGGAGAUGGCGUGCACGUCUUCCUGGAGCAUGGUGGGAUCUUGGCAUAUCUCCGCUGGUUUGAAGCGGAGGACAGCCGCGAGCGGCGCCAUUGUCGCGCGCGUCUGGCACUGGUCGCGGUGAACUGGCGGAACCAAAGCUAUGAACGCUACAGUUUCGGAGUCCCGCCGUCCAAAAGCUGGUGCCUAGCGCUGCCGGACGUGAUCAAACUCCGCGCGACUCCAACGGCCUUAAAUAUUGACCCUCAAAUCUAUGCCUCCGAAGAUGAAGGACUAGAGAAAGUCAUUGACAAUGCUGGUGACAAGUCCAUGCAAGUGAAGUAUGAUAUGUCCAUGAAGAACCAAUUGUAUGGGAGAAGUGGGGACUUCAUCAAGGGACGAGAACUAUUCGCAAUGAUAUUGAUUAUCAAGUCACCUGAUCACACUGAAGUUCUCUACAACGCCCAUCAUUUGUAUAUGUUCAACUACUAUGGAGAUGACCAACUUGAGGCCUUCUACAACAAGUGGCUUGACAUCGUAUACAACAUGAAACAUGAUGAUCUGCCUUCUAACAAUUCCCUGCGUGACACGUUGUUCCGGAAGAUUGAACAUUCAAAACUUAUGGCCUUUGAUAUCAACCGAUACAAAACCUUUGAUGAAGGGCAUCCUGAGAAGACCUAUGCUUACCUAACUGGUAUGAUCAAAGGAUACAUAGCACGAGGAAAGCAAGAACGACUGUUGAAAGAUAGAGAACUGAAACUGUCAUUGUCCUCUAACAAGACGACACCUGCCCUGGAAGAUGCUGACAAACCUGCCGCUCCCAUCAAGACCAAGAAAGAGAAUGAAGCAGCUGCAUCGUCUACAGGUGAUCCUCCCAAACGACCUAAGGCGAAAGCGAAGAGUGAAGCUGCAUCAGUACUUCCAACACCUUCUCCGAAAUCUCAUGCCGACAAGAACAACAAGAAAGGCAAAGAUGACGAAGAACAUGACCACGAUGAGCUUGAUGACGGAGACGACGGUGGACCUGGACCAAGUGGUGGAAAAGUUUCAAAGAAGCCUCUUGAUGACUCCGAGGAUAUCUUCGACAAAGACAAAGAUCCAGAAGAGAUGACCCUACAGGAACUGAUCGACGUCCAUGUACAGGAGGUUCACCAUGGAACCGAAUCAACCGAUGGGUAA